Molecule: messenger RNA, 2650 nt
Organism: Tripterygium wilfordii
Lineage: Eukaryota; Viridiplantae; Streptophyta; Magnoliopsida; Celastrales; Celastraceae
Product: pentatricopeptide repeat-containing protein At1g52640, mitochondrial-like
Exons: 2
Coding region: 734-2305 (523 amino acids)
Cellular component (GO): chloroplast
Molecular function (GO): protein binding
Source: RefSeq, a predicted model, not a curated record
CAGCCGUACGUAUCCGAUCUGAUCUGCCUCCAUCUCACCGAGAUCCAAUCCAACUCACAAUGAACCAAAACUCCUAUGCUUCGACUCCAUAGCUAGAUUCAGUCUAUACAUAUACAUCAAUAACGAAUCAAGUCGGAAAAGCUUAUCUCAAAUGAUCGCAGUUUCUGUGAAACCCUUAUUCGUUGCAAUCUUCACGCUCUCUCUCGUUCUUGCCAUCAUUAUCCUCUCUCCUUCCAACCCACUCUCUCAAGACUUGGUUUCUUCCAAUUCUGGGUAAGGUGGAUAUAUGGAAUGUUCGGAGAAUGGUGGAGUGGAGGCCUUGCAAAUGGUGGCUUCAGUGGCAUCCCACUCGUGAGUUUUAACGUUUCGGUGUUUCUGGCCUUUUAUUUUGUAACUGUUGAAGAAAACGUUUCAUCUGUUCCUGAAUAGCUUCUUUCAAAAGGGCUUCUGCCUCUUCGGUGAAUACCUUGGUAGAAGAUAUGAUUUCUUGGAACUGAGGUUUAUUUGGAAUGAAAUCAAGAUUUUGGUGAUAAUUUAGGAUUGAUUGGUGGGCAUUUAUAUUACUAUUAGUUUUCAAACUUCAAAGUGCUGGAGGAUUGAAUUUUUGGUUGAGGAAUGUACGUAUUAGGCUGGGUACUUAAAUUGUGAACUGAAAAGCUGAAUUAUACCCAAUUUUGGAAGAGUUUCACUGUGAUAGGAGUGUGUUUUGAAAUCUCGCUAUGUUUUGAACACUAUGAUGGCUAUUAGAUCCCUCUUCUCGAAGACGAGACCGUUGCACACUCGAUUGCACUCUCAUUGCAUAUCUUCGCCCCGAAAUCUCUGCUACUUUUCUACUACUGCUUCACUGUACUCAAGCCCACCGUCCCCAGACCUCGUAAACAAGAUCUCUCGCAUCCUCAGUGACCACAGAAUCCUACACCACGACUUGGAGCACUCUCUUAGCGCCUUCUCGUCACAAAUUUCCCCAAACUUGGUUGAACAAGUCUUGAAACGCUGCAAGAAUAUAGGCUUCUCUGCCCAUAGGUUCUUUAUCUGGGCUAGGGGAAUUUCAGGUUUUGAGCACAGUAUCGAGAGCUGCCGCAUUUUGAUAGAUAUCUUGGGCAGCAGCAAGCAAUUCGCUAUAUUAUGGGAUUUCUUGACAGAAAUGAGAGACAGUGAGCGUUGCGAAAUAAGCCCUGAAAUUUUUUGGCUUGUUUUUAGGUCGUACAGUAGUGCCGAUUCACCACGCGAUGCCAUUCGUGCUUUUAAUAGGAUGGUUGAGUUUGGUGCCAAGCCCUGUAUCCAUGAUCUUGAUCAGCUGUUGUUUGUGCUAUGCAAAAGGAAGCAUGUGAAGGAUGCCCAAGAGUUCUUUGAUAAAGUGAAGUUAGAUUUUGAGCCUAGCGUUAAAACUUUUAGCAUUAUGGUCCGAGGCUGGGGUGAUAUUGGGGAAUCAUCGGAGGCACGCAAGUUGUUCGACGAAAUGCUUCAGCAUGGAUGUGUUGCUGAUGCACCUGCUUACAAUAGCUUGUUGGAGAGUUUGUGCAAAGGAGGAAAUGUAGAUGAGGCAUAUGAGAUGUUGGCGAAAAUGAGGUCAAAUGGCAUCAAGCCGGAUGCUUGUACUUAUUCAACAUUUAUUCGUGCAUAUUGUGAAGUGAAUGACAUUCAUUCAGUAUUUAGGGUGCUUGAUAGCAUGAGGAGGUACAAUCUUGUGCCCAAUGUGUUUACUUACAAUUGUAUCAUAAAAAAGCUUUGCAAGAAUGAUAAGGUGGAAGAGGCUUAUCAACUUUUAGAUGAGAUGAUUGAGAGGCAAGUUAAGCCGGAUACAUGGAGUUACAAUGCAAUUCAGGCUUAUCAUUGUGAUGGCAGCGAGGUCAAUGGUGCUCUUAGGUUGAUUUCUAGAAUGGAGAAAGAAAAUUGCAUGCCUGAUAGGCAUACUUACAAUAUGGUGCUCAAAUUGCUAGUAAGAGUGGGCAGAUUUGAUAGGGCAACAGAAGUUUGGGAGAGCAUGGGGGAGAGAGGAUUUUAUCCUUCAGUUUCAACAUAUGCUGUCAUGAUACAUGGUUUAUGUAAGAAGAGAGGUAAGCUAGAGGAAGCCUGUAAAUACUUUGAGAUAAUGAUUGAUGAAGGUUUACCACCCUAUUCUUCUACUGUCGAGUUAUUAAGGAACCGGCUAAUAGGAUUAGGGUUUUUGGACGAUAUUGAAAUACUUGCAGAGAAGAUGGAACGAAGCACAUCUUGUUCCAUACAGGAGCUGGCAAAGGCAAUGAGAGGUAACAAGUCUUUUAGGAGAUCAAGAAGUGAAGAAACAGAGCUUGAAAGUGAUUGAAAACUGGAAUUAUAUAUAGUAACAAUGUUUUUCUUUACCGUCUUCUUACAUCUGCCUGAGCUUGAGUUUUUGGCUGCGAGGGGAGUAGAGAGGUGGUGGGUUUUCUCUGUUGUCUUAUAAAUUGCCUCAGAAUUCAUCUCUCACAAAAACCGCGUAGCUGAUCCAGAAUAGGCGGUGCACUGCAGCAAACUAAUCUUUUACCGACAAUUAUGUACCGGCGUUUGGGUCAUUUGCCGUUAUAGCCUUAUUGUAUGUUAUUUUGAGAUGGUCAAUGCUGGCAAUAUCAAUUGCCAUUAUAAACUCCAUGUAAGAUACGUGUAAAAAGUAUAGUGUUUCAUUUUUCAA